AUGCUUUCCGCUGUUGAUUAUCAAGCCUUACAACUCAUUCGUCAUAUUCUCUACUUUGCUGCCCUUAUGGCCUGUAUUCGACUAAUAGUCGAAAGUGUCCGCUUACUCGCAAGGGCAUACCGAGCACUUUACGCAGUUUUUUCGGGUCCCUCUGCCAAUGACACAAAUGUGCCUCCUCUUCUUCCUCCAGCGCCAAAAGACAACAGCAAAUAUAAUGCUCAGGUCUUUCUUUACUCAUAA
Phycomyces blakesleeanus NRRL 1555(-) is the source of this 240-nucleotide messenger RNA. RefSeq lists its product as hypothetical. NCBI's taxonomy places the organism in Eukaryota, Fungi, Mucoromycota, Mucoromycetes, Mucorales, Phycomycetaceae. The coding region runs from base 1 to 240 and encodes 79 amino acids. The record is from RefSeq and is a predicted model, not a curated record. The transcript has 2 exons.